This is a messenger RNA of Drosophila navojoa, 1834 nucleotides long. RefSeq names its product Elongator complex protein 4 (gene Elp4). Gene Ontology annotation, biological process: tRNA wobble uridine modification. Lineage: Eukaryota; Metazoa; Arthropoda; Insecta; Diptera; Drosophilidae. The record is from RefSeq and is a predicted model, not a curated record. Gene Ontology annotation, cellular component: cytoplasm; elongator holoenzyme complex; transcription elongation factor complex.
GCCUUGCACACAUUUACAUUCUGUCUUCUUUUUCCCGGCAAACAAAAAAAAAGGGAGAACUGAUAAAAACGUAACGCAAUAGUGGAAAAUUGUUGAGACAUGACGAGUUUUCGCAAACGGACCGUGCAAAAGCCAAUUCGUGGCACGCGCACUAGCCCACACACUGGCCAGGUGAUCACCUCCAGCGGUAAUCCAUCGCUUGAUCUGAUUUUAGGCGGUGGUCUGCCCAUCGGUUCGAUAUGCCUGAUUGAGGAGGAUCGCUUCAUGACGCACGCCAAGGUGCUGGUCAAGUACUUCCUGGCUGAGGGUCUGCUAUCCAAGCAGGAGCUCUUCCUUGGCAGCUUGGAUGAUUCGCCAGCUGAAAUGUUGCGUCGCCUGCCCAAGCCUCUAACUGACGAGGAAAUCGAGCAGGAGCAGCGCCAGGAGCAGGAGCAACAGGCGGACAAAAAUGGACUUCGCAUUGCGUUUCGCUACAACGAUUUGCCGUUGGUCAACUCGGAGCAGGCCACUGCGAAAAUUGGACAUCAUUUCAAUUUGAUGGAGCACAUGGAUGCUAUGAUGCUUUCCUAUGGGAAUGCCAUCACAUGGAAUGAUAAGAAAACAAACGAACUGACCAAUCCUGGCUGGUUGCUGGAUCCUAUCGAGUCAAUGCCUUACUCGUAUGCCCAGGCUGUGGGAUCCAAAGCGGACUCGGAACAGUCUCCACCUGAUGCUGCUGCCCCUGAAGCAGCAGCAGUUGCUUCCCCUGAAGCAGCAGUAGUUGCUUUCCCUGAAGCAGCAGCAGUUGCUUCCCCUGAAGCAGCAGCAGCUGCUGGUGAAACUGAAGCUACACCCAUGGAGCAGUCCGACGGCCAAAAAACUGCCAGCAACAUCAACAACAACAAUAAUAACAAUAUGGAUAACAGCACUGCCAAUAAUACGACAAGCACUACUGGAACAACAACCACAACAACGCCGACUGCAUCGCCCUCAACUGGCAAGCCACAAUUCUUCUACAACGCACGCUACGAUCGCCUGCUCAAUUAUAUCCAACUGCAGCUCAACGACCCCAUCUUUGAGCCGGGCGCCAACAUGCAGGAGAAGAAUCUGUGCAGGGUCUGCCUGACCUCGCUGGGCUCCCCACUGUGGUACGACGAUCACUUUGCCGAGGAUUUGCUCAAGUUUCUAACUAUAUUGCGUGGCAGCGUGCGCAGCUACACUGCUGUUUGCUUCAUCACAAUGCCCAUGCACCUGAUAGCUAAAUAUGACAGCAGCUUGGUGCCCAAGAUUCGUCAAUUGGUCGACUAUGCCAUUGAGCUGGAGUCGUUUGCCGGCUCUGAGCGCGAAACGCAUCCUGCUUUCAAGGAGUACAGCGGCCUGCUGCAUCUGCACAAGAUGACCGCCAUCAAUACGCUGGCCGUGCACAUGCCGGAGACCACCGACUUGGCCUUCAAAUUGCGUCGCAAGAAGUUUGUCAUCGAAAAGCUGCAUUUGCCGCCAGAUCUGCAAGAGUCAACGGAGCAAACAGCCAAGGGUGCAGACGUAUUGCCAAUGCCCAAUUGCGGUGUCAAUUCAAAUGUUUCCAUGGAUUUCUAGUGCCUGUUUAUGGACGCCGAUAUUAUGGCCACGUUCUGUUGGUUGUUUCAUUAAACCUAAACUUUUUUUUACAUACUCUGUCUCUGCGCAAAUGAAGGAACCCAAGCUGUGCGAAUACAAAUCAAAAUUGAAACCCGCAGCAACUGCUGAAAAAAAAAAAAAACAAGGAAAAAGAACAUUAACAACAAAAUACCAAUUAUAUAUACAAAAAUAUAGUGCAUCGGCGUUUAUUGAACGCUCUUGCCAUUAGUACAACCGA